AUGAAAUAUACGAUGCACCUCUCACUGCUUUUAAUAGCAAUCGAAUUUUGUUUUAUCAAUGCCGCUUCGAUUAAUAAACAACAAAAACCAUCAGAAAAGCAUGCUGAUGUCACAGGACAACCGCCACUUCACCACAGUAAUAACACAAUGCCACGGCCACCUCAUCACGGCAACCAAACAGGAUCCGAUCAUCAUGGUAAUAACAUGGGAUCAGAUCACCCUUCUCCUUCAAAGAACGGAGCAUCAGAAGGUCCAAAUCAUCAUCCAACAGGAACACCACCGCCUCACAGACAAACAGCAUCAGCUGCUCACCGAGGAAAGAGAGCUAAGCAAACACCGCCAUCUUUCCGCAGUGGCGGAGCCAAAGGACAAGGAGUUGGAACACCACCACCUCCCCGAGGAAAUGAAACACGUCACGAUUCUCCUCUCAUGAAUCCAGGAGACCGCACUCACUCAGGUACACCAGGACCACUGAAUGGAAAGGGAAAACAAGCUGGUGGUUUUUCUCAAAAUAUUAAGAGUAAAAGGUCAUAA
Molecule: messenger RNA, 534 nt
Organism: Didymodactylos carnosus
Lineage: Eukaryota; Metazoa; Rotifera; Eurotatoria; Philodinida; Philodinidae
Source: the annotation of a GenBank genome assembly